Molecule: messenger RNA, 7103 nt
Organism: Danio aesculapii
Lineage: Eukaryota; Metazoa; Chordata; Actinopteri; Cypriniformes; Danionidae
Product: synapse differentiation-inducing gene protein 1
Exons: 4
Coding region: 386-1216 (276 amino acids)
Biological process (GO): positive regulation of synapse assembly; synaptic vesicle clustering
Cellular component (GO): excitatory synapse; intracellular membrane-bounded organelle; synaptic vesicle membrane
Source: RefSeq, a predicted model, not a curated record
UCUGUCUCUACGUAUAUUUUCGCUUUAUUCUUUUCGCAUUCGAAUGAUAUCAGCUGGCAAAAUGCAGUAUAAUCGACACCGUGUCCGCAUGAAAGGUUUUUACCGGUGAUUUAUUUCCUCCAGCACUAUUGAUAAACGACUUCUUGAAACGGGGAUAAAAAAGGGACACUUUGGACUUGUAUUUAUUAUACUGCAACAAAAAAUAAAUAACAUUGCGAAAGGAUAUAUAACACCGGUCCGUGAGAUUAUUCGUCGUCCAGAUGAACAUCUUCUGACUGCCAUACCAGCUCACCUUGAAAGGAAGAUGAUGUGGAGUGAUAUUUAAACCUCAUGCCUCCGCAAAGCCAUUCAUGAGGCAAGCCUUGCUCCAAACCAACAGACCAGCAUGGAGAGAGGGCUCCGAACACGACAAGAAGCAGGAGCGGAAGAUGAGAAAGACCCUUCGGCUCAAGGUAAGAUCCCAGGGAGUGCAGACCCGGGACAUGAUUGUUGCAAACGCAAUGGCUUGAUCAAUACCCACAACUUAAUGGUGGAGAGUAAGGAGGGACUAGUGUCAGUCUAUUCAGCGCCGCAGUAUCAGGGCCACGUGGUGUCCAAGGACAAAAAUGGGACACCGGAUAGUAGAGGACCCCCGCAGCUGCUGAACCCCAGCACUCUGCCGCAGGCUAUAGACCCUUACUACAGGCCCAACCUCAUCCUCUACCCCGAGAGUGUCCUGAGAGCAUGGGGCGAGGGGGGCGACUGCUGCGAGACCACUUUCAUUGAAGAAAUGACCCCAGCCUGUUCUGGCUCAGCCAUCACUAAAGACGGAGUUCUGUUCGCUGACAGCAAGCUUCUGGAUCUCUCUAUGGAGGACGCCAAGAUCCAGACGCUCUCCUAUGAUAUCGAUGAUGACGACGAUGAAUUUCAGGAACUGGAGAGCGAGUGUUCAAGUGACUCAGAGAGUGAAGACAAUUUCCUCCUGAUGCCCCCGAGGGACCACCUGGGUCUCAGUGUUUUCUCCAUGCUCUGCUGUUUCUGGCCGCUGGGAAUCGCAGCUUUCUACCUGUCUCACGAGACCAACAAAGCGGUGACUAAAGGGGACUUUCACCAUGCCAGCUCCAGCUCCAGACGCGCGCUCUUCCUCGCCGUCCUGUCCAUCACCAUCGGGACGGGCAUCUACGUGGGUGUGGCGGUGGCCCUUAUCGCAUACCUCUCCAAAAACAAUCACUUGUAGCCUUCCCGUCCCCAAGCCACUCUUUCCUUGCAGCGCUCCAGUUCAUCAGCUUUUUUGGGAAAACAAAGGUCAAAGGUCAUGACUAUGGGGCUCACCAGCAAUGUGUUCCACCUCUGCACUUUCAAUGGGAAGGCCGUUUGUGUAAAUGUCCUGAUCACCUUUCUGCAUUUUUCAUGUGAACGUGCCGCCUCUACUAUUGUUUUUGUUUGUUUGUUUGUUUGUUUGUUUUGUGCUGCAAAUCUAAUAGAUUGAUUUCACGCGGCCGCCAUUAAAAAAAAGCAAAGGCAGCGGUGGGAUGAAUACCGGAAGUAUCGCCGGAGUCACACAGGAAUGUUGUGCACCGGGCUGUAUAUCUUAUCAGCGACGAGAAAUCAACACACAUUUAUCAUUUCACCACCUUUUGAGUGACCCGAAGGUCUGUUCUGAAUGGAAAGUGAAAAUAAAAAGGGAUGUCAGACCUCAUUUUCAGCUAAGUUAAGGGAAAUGGCACUAGUUAGCAAAUGUUUUCUUUCCCAAACACACGUUUUAGAUGCCAUUUAUCAAACUCAAGUUAAUGAACUGAAUCUUUUACUAUAUUAGACUUGUCACAAUACGGAAUUUCGUUAAUGAAUUUGAUAAAAACCGUCACGCUCCCACUAACAUUUAAGCACUGUUGAACGCAACACCGCUGAUUUGCCAUCGGGUUCACCGGUGCUCAACAGAAAUGACUGUGAUUGGCCGUGAAGGUCAUCAGUUCACUGCACUUCACCACUGUUUACCGAGUGCAAACACAGACGAGCGAUCCACUGAUGAAUUGACUCAUCUAUGUCUUUAGAACGCUUCAGUGUUCAUGCAUACAGAUGUCACUACUUCAGUUUGUUCCCUUUGGCGCCGUUCAUACCGCGGCGGCGACGGUGGUUGAUGCAUCAGCAGCUUUUGACCACUGGGUGGCGCUUUAACCACAGAUUUUCAGCUUUGCCUUUUCACAAUACUAAAUAGACGGUUCUGUAUGUGUACCUUAUGUUAUGUGUUGAAUUAAAAUAUAAUUUUGUUUUAGUUUUCUUAGUAAUAAACAUGCUUUUACACUACACUGUAGGCUAUGUUUUAGAAAAGAUACAUGGUGAGAAGCCCUAGGCUGCAAAAAGCAAAUAUAAGAAUUAAAUUCUUUAGCCUUGUCGGCGCCAAUAGCCUAGUGGUUAGUGCGUUGACAUAUAGCACCCAGGUGCUUGCGGCGACCCAAGUUCGAUUCCCAGCUCAAGGUCCUUUGCCGAUCCUUCCCCUCUCUCUGCUCCCCACACUUUCCUGUCUUUAAAUCUCCACUGUCCUAUCAAUAAAGGUAAAAACCCCUAUAAAAAAUAAUUAUAAAUUCUUUAGCCUUUAUUAUUAUUUAUAUAAACGUUUCGAUUUUUUUGACCAUCAUGGCAAUAUUAUUACCUCAAAUCUUAAACGUACGCAUAUGAAAAACAGCACACACUACAAAAUAAUAUUAAGAUUUUCAUGCCGGUGGAGCACAUCAUCUGAUUGUGAACUUGUGAUGACCUGACCUUACUUUAUCAGUAGGCUAUUUAUUAUUUAUUACAGGCUAUGUUACAAAUAUUUGACCAACUGCCAUUUCAUACAAAACACUCUCUCAUGCACUCAGAACUAGUGGCUAGUUAUGAAUUAAAUAAAUGGGCAUAUCCGCACGCAAAGUGAGCCGCAUAUUAUUUAUCCUCUUUUCAUUCAAGUUUACAAUGAUAAUAAAGCGUGUUAACGCCUAACGUUAAUGGUUUAUGAUUAAUGAAGGAAUUAUAAUGCUUAGUUUUAUCGUUCCAUCUUCAUUUAUAAGUACAGUGUAUUAACAGCUGCUGUAUAGGCUAUUUCUGUCCGUUCGCAUCCCGUCCCUUUAUGCCCCCUGGCAGCAUAUUCACAAACUGCGGUCAUACAUUAAAAACAAUUGCCCAUUUAAAGCGGCGGCGGUAUAAGCCACGGCGGUAAUGGCCACAUUGAACUCUCACCUACUGUAUGUGUUUGCACUCAGUGAAGAGCCGUGAACUGAUGACCUUCAUGGCCAAUCACAGUCUUAUCUGUUGAGCACUGGUGAAUACUAUGGCAAAUCAGCAGAGUUUAAGAACGCGCUCAGUGGCACUUAAAUGUUAUCGGGAAAUUGACGUUUUUAAAACUUCAGUUCCCGGACAACACUAUUACAGACAACACGAGGGUGUGCUACAGAGGACUGCAUUGUUUUAUCACUCACCGGGUUACAUAGGCUGAAGCAAGCACUGUAAAGGGAAGGGAAGCCCCCACUGUGUUUACCUGGUGCCAAGAACUGAAGCCAAGGAGGACACUCUUAAAGAGAUUAUGAUGCUGUUUGAAUAAAUAUUCAUAAAUAUUGCCUAAUAUGCUUUUAAUUGUUUAAAUUAAACGUAACUGAAUGAGAUUAAAGUGUUUACACCACAUCUGCAUUUUGAAAUCGCGGCAACAGCUGGAGAUUUGUAGUCUACAGUAUGUUGUUGCAAUGUUUACAGUGCUGAUCCUAUACUUCUGGGUUUCUUCCCACCGCAGCCUCGCUUUCGUGUUUUAAAAUGGCGGCCGCGUGAAAUAAGCGUAUACUGCACACAUAUAAUUCUGGCCAAGUUAAAGUCAAUAUGAAAUCAAAGUGGACCUGAUUUGCUUUCCUAAAGGGGCUAUAUGUAAGAAUUUUCAUGUAUUCAUUGUUUUUAUUUUAUUGCCAAUUUGUGAGCAGCUUGUUAUCAAACCGAAUUAUGAAAGCCAGUAGGAUGCUUUGUACGUGUUUUUUGGCAGGAAAAUUAAAAGGGUGUUGAAACAUGAGCACAUGAAACGAAUGCUAACAGAGUGAUACAGUAUACAGUAGAAAGUAAGGAUGCACUGAAAUGAAAAUUCUGGGCCAAAACCAAACAUUCUGGAUGCUCCUGGGUGAAAAAUCAGUGCUUUAAAUGAUUUAAUAAUGUAUUAAUUAUUACAAAGUGAAUUUUAAGACAUUUUUCAAAUUUUAUGCUGACUAAGGAAAACACAAGCUGAUAAAAUAACUGCAUUUUAUUGCCAGUAAACGAGUUGAAGCACUCAUUUUAACAGCUUUGGCAUGACAGCAGCAGAGAAGAAUACAUAGACAUCUCCUGUCAGUGCAUUAUAUGAGUGGACUUUGCUUUUUCGGUGAACAUGUGCGGUUCAUGCAAAGAUAAGUAUACAUGUACUUGAGCAGAAUAUCCACAGAGCUAAAUAUUGAGCUAUUUUAAACUUUGACUGGAUCACGCAAUCUAGUCAACCUGGUGCUCUGCUGCUGUUUCACUUAGGGAUGGCUGACACAGUGUCGAGAUUUUUCAAAACACUGCACUGAAGAAUGAUCCGAAACACCCAGGUCACGUGACUAAAGUGUUUUAAAACACCAGGUCAUGUGACUGAAGCGAUUCAAAGCAUCUGACAUUUCAGAAGCGUUUCGAGACCUGGCGAAUCUGCGUUUGACUGACAGGGUGGGAAACCUCUAUGUCAUGUAACUUAGUGAACCGUGCGUGUGCACAGAGUAACUGUGCUGCAAAUGGCCCAAGUUUGAAUUCCAACUUGUACAAAUACUCUAUAAAUUAUGUAUUAUCUAAUAAAUUGUGACUUGAUGUAUUUUAAUAGUAAAUUUUUUAUGACCAAAACAAGACAUAUUUAUUCACAAAGUUUUCAAACGGAUUUCAGACGAAUGUUAAAACAGAACACGUUACAAGAACAGAGCAUUUAAAAACAUGCUAUAGCUGCAUCAUCCUGGAUUAGAACCCAUUAUUUACAUUUACAUUAUCUCUGCAUGCUAGUCAGGAACUCUCACUACUCCACUAAAUCACUUCGCUCAACUCUACAACGUGGGGUUUAAUACCUCAAUUUGCUGAACUGCAUGUUUGCUGAAGCUGUUCCAGAGCAAUACAUAAAAAUGGCCUCUAGGUGUCACUGUAGAGAUGGGCUUCGAAACGUUUCGAAGCUUUGACACAUUUGCUUAAACUGUUUCAGUGUUUCAUGAAGCCUCGCUUCGCCCACCACUAGUUUCACUUUGGUCUGUGCAGUAACAAAUCAUCCUUGCAUAAUUGAAACAAUUGGGUUUCAUAACGCAGUGAUUUCUGCAUCCAUUGUGAAAGCCAUUUCACACUGCCCAGUGAUUACGGCUGGAGGGAGAGUGAAACCAGUGUGCUGAACACUGCUAGGCAGUGUGAUGCAGCAUAGCCUUGUUUUUUCCAGCUCAGGUUUUCUGUCUUUUUCUCUCUCUUGGUCAAAAACGGAAAAUGGCCCACAAUUUUUGCUGACUAAAAAUCAGCGCAUCCCUAAUAGAAAGAGUUAUCCUGUGAACUGUACGUCAGUGUGUCAUGCACAGAAAAAGGGUUUAUUAAAGCUACAGUCUUACAUAAUCAGAUCUAUAUAUUAUAUAGUUUCAAAUAUACAGUUGAAGCCAGAAUUAUUAGCUCUCCUGAAUUAUUAGCUCUACUGAAUUAUUAGCUCUACUGAAUUAUUAGCUCUCCUGAAUUAUUAGCUCUCCUAAAUUAUUUGCUCUCCUGAAUUAUUAGUCCUCCUGUAUCAUUUCUUAACUGAAAGAAGAUUUUUUUUCAACACAUUUCUAAACAUAAUAGUUUUAAUAGCUAAUUUCUAAUAACUGAUUUCUUUUAUCUUUGCCAUGAUCACAGUACAUACAUACUUUUUACUAGAUAUGUUUCUUUAUACUAGUAUGCCGCCUAAAGUGAAAUUUAAAGGUUUAACUAGGUUAAUUAGGUUAACUAGGCAAGUUAGGGUAAUUAGGCAAGUCUUAACAAAAGUUUGUUCUGUUGCCAAUCAAAAAAUAUAUAACUUAAGGGGGCUAACAAUAUUGACCUUAAAAUAGUUAAAAUAUCUUAAAAAUAGCUUUAAAUUUCAUUUGGGAAAUAUUUGAAAAAGAAAAGAAAAUCACAGAAGGGCUAAUCAUUUUGACUUUUCACUUGUAACUUUUAAUAAUAACUACCGCAAGAGUGUAAUUUGAAAUACUUAAUAAAUCAACAUGAUGAUGGUGUGUUGUGGAGCUUGUUCAAAUGUUUCACAUUGCUACGAUCAGAUGCUUUCUUUACUGUGCUUUUCUCACCACUGUCAAAUCUGUUGUGUUAAUUUUGUUAUUGAAAUGAAAGAGCACUACACAUUUAUAUAUUCAUCAUCUGGGUGCUUGUUAACAGCACACAGUAUUUGCCGCAAAAGUAUUUUCAACCUGUGACGACAAAAUGAGUGCUAUCUCACGGCAAUUCGUAACUUUUUUUAUUUAGUGGCUAAUUCGUAUGAAUUCGUACAAUCUCAUUUGUACAAUUUAGUCUGAUUUGCUCAUCACCCAACAGUUGGGUUUAGGUGUGGGGUUGGGUGCCACGCCUCCUUUUAAAAAUCAUACAACUCAUAUGAAUUUGCAUGAAUUAGCCACUAAACUGACAAAUCGUAAAAUGGUUACGUUUUCUGGUGAGAUCAGGCUGAAUUCAAGUCACUCUCUUGUUUAUUGCGUUUGUUGCACAUAUUGCGAUAAGUUCCAGUGAUGUCCACUGGUGUCGCUAAUAACAAGGUUUUCUGAAUUCAACAUAUAGCCCCUUUAAUGUACGUUCCUGCUCAUAUUUUGCCCUUUUUCUCCAAAGAUAUCUUACAUUAAAUCUUGCUGUUCCAACUACUUUAUUUCACCCAAUAGCAUCAGCUAAUGGAUUGCCAAUUUAUUUUCCGAUUUAUUAAAUCAGAAGUCAGUUGCACCAGCUGUGUGUAAGCUUAGCAAACUUAACCUAUUUGUUUUGUAUAGAGUCAGUUUUACAGUCAGUACAGGCUCAUUGUGGAUACGUAACCCUGUCUGCAUUUCUGGAGAGCAGGAAUUAUGUAGCUAGAGGUACACAUGGUUGCAUUUUAUCUUGAAAACGAACGCUACGGGGCGGCUUCUGUUCUUUUC